Molecule: messenger RNA, 2518 nt
Organism: Durusdinium trenchii
Lineage: Eukaryota; Dinophyceae; Suessiales; Symbiodiniaceae
Source: the annotation of a GenBank genome assembly
UUUCAGCUGACUUUUUUCCACGACCACGUCGAAGCCAUGUCCAUUUGCCUUCAUGUCUCUCUCCUGAGCGGCCGGGCAGUGGAGAUAUGGGUGAAGCCUGGCUCUUCCAUCGUGGAGGUGAAACGUCGGGCGCAGCAGAUGCUGGGCGUUUCUGGCCUAUGCCGAUUGCUGAAGCAUGACGGAUCUAAGGCAGAGGGACUGGUUUGCGAUGGCCUAUCCCAUGGCGAUGCCUGGACCCUCCAACUGAGCUCCUUUCGCGUCCUCGCGAGCACCGCCUAUGCGUUUGCCGGCCUACGGGGCGAUGGCAGCCUGCUGCUGUGGGGCGUUGAAUGUCCAAGUGUUCUUGGAUGUUCUUGGACAAAUCGACGGAAUCCACGUAACGACCACGACCACGUAACACGUAGGUCGACCAUUCAAAGCCACUGCCGGAAACAAAGACGAAACCACACGAAAACGCCGAACACGUUUUCAACGGUCUCACGACGGUCUCACGACGAACACGGUCGACCAGGUCGACGUCCCUGGGGGCGAAGGGUGGGCCUUCAGGCUCCACGUGCUGCCAUGCUCACGCCAUGGCCUCCAAGCGCAACCAUAGCGAUGGCCUCCUUAAUAGCGAAUGACGCAUUUUGAGUCAUUUCUCCCGCGACUCGUUGAGCCCCCGAGGUUCUCCCAGGUGGUGAGGAUGCUGAGGAGCUGAAGGAUGUGCAAGACGUGACGGCCACGAGUGACGCAUUUGCCGCUGUCAUACAGGAUGGUUCGGUUGUCACUUGGGGCAGAGCUGACUGCGGUGGGGAUAGCUCUGCCGUCCAAGAGCAGCUGUGUGGCGUGAAGCAGAUCACAGGAACCAGGUGCAAUACGCUUUGUUAUUCGGGAGGGGUAAUCUCGGACACUGGAGCAUUUGCCGCCAUCCUCAGUGAUGGGUCUGUGGUCACUUGGGGUAGUGCAGAGUGCGGCGGUGACAGCAGCUCAGUCCAGCAUCAGCUGAAGGACGUGCAAGACAUUGCUGCCACAUCCAGUGCUUUCGCUGCGCGCUUGAAGGACGGUUCUGUGGUGAGCUGGGGACAGGGAGGUGUUUGGCAGGAGCAAGAUCCUCUUCGCCGUGUGAGGCACAUAGAAGGCUCUGAUGAUGCGUUUGCAGCAAUUCUGGAUGAUGACUCUGUAGUCACUUGGGGCAGUGGCCAUGGAGCGCAUAGCUGUCAUGUUGAGAGCCAACUGCGAGGUGUGCAAGAAAUCUCAGCGACCUGUGGAGCUUUUGCAGCCAUCCGGCAAGACGGAUUGGUUGUGACCUGGGGUGAUGCAGAGUGUGGUGGUGACAGUCGAGCUGUUCAGGCACAGCUAAUGUACAGGCUGUUGCAGCCACUAAGAGCAAAGGGAAACAUUGUGAACACGCAGAAAAAGGGGCAUUUGCCGCCAUCCUCAGUGAUGGGUCUGUGGUCACUUGGGGUAGUGCAAAGUGCGGCGGUGACAGCAGCUCAGUCCAGCAUCAGCUGAAGGACGUGCAAGACAUUGCUGCCACAUCCAAUGCUUUCGCAGCGCGCUUGAAGGACGGUUCUGUGGUGAGCUGGGGUGGCGACCGCUUCCCCUCGAGCCACGAGAAGGUCAAGGACCAGAUGUGGGACAUUCUCGAGGUUCAUGGAUGCGAAUCCACCUUUACUGCCCUGCGCAGUGACGGUCAUCUUAUUUGUUGGGACACCUGGGAAGAUGCCCAUUACACGAUCGACAUCGAUCGUGAAUUAUAAUUCACCAAGUCCAGGCAGUCCAAACACGUGGCGGGUACGGGGGCACGGGCAUUCUCGUGGCUGACGUGGCGUACCUGCAACCGGCUUCAACAUCUGAUGUGUUCCACUUUACCCCACACUGUCGGGGCUUAAAGUAUUCUCUUUUGUUGAACAAUGACGAUAUAUGCUUCACCUUUGUACGAUACAGUACUGGGUAUGACGAAAGGCGCUUCAUCUUGGCCUACAUUCUCUUUUUGUGUCGGUGUUCCGAACCAUCACCACUUUUGAACGCCGACUCCCUCGCAAGGUAGUUUGUGGCUUUAGCUUGGCACAACGAAUCGUAGCCUUUGGGGGGGCUAAUGAAGUCAUUAAUUAAUUUCAAUAUACUUUAUAUAGACCGGGGACCUUAUUGUCAAAUGUUUCUUGUCCAGAUGCAACAAAAACUCUGGUCUUGCCUCCUAUACGCCAUUCGAAUGCAUUCGAUUGUACCUGGGCCUUCUUGACCCUCGAGGCGUUCUUUGUAAAAACCGGCGGAGUUGUUUGCCUAAUGAAGUUAGGCAGAAUGUAUUGCCUAUUGAGGGUCGGUAUGCAGAAGAAUCUUGCAGCUCCAAUAUGAUCAUAUUGGGACGCGCAACUUCACCAUGCUUCGCAAAGUUGCACGAGCGACGAGCAAACACGAGGGCAACAUGUAUACUUUUCCACACCGGUGAGAAAAAGACAUGUGUACAUGUGGAGCAUUUUGGGAUGUGAUUCAAUGAAACACAGCAUGUUCACCAGGCCGUCCAGGCCGGUCGAUGUGG